AUGUAUGGUUUAGGUUUCACACUUUCACUUUCCCGUUUCCUUCUUCCGCCCAAAACGAGUACGACGACUUCACAGUUCACACUCCCACCUAAAAGGCCAACUGGCCAAGACGCGACGAUCCCAAUCGGCCAAUCCCGUCACAGCAUCGUUGACGAGACGACGAAAAAGUCACCAUUACGACUUGGACUUUCUAUAUUGCCUGUCGACGUUGCGUCAUUGUCGAAAUCGGACAUAUCCUUACACCCCAUCGACGAAAUCAGAGUGCUCACUUACGCUAGUCGACUUCCACCGCGACUUCGUCUCUCUAGUCUCCACAAUUCGAACACGAUUACACGAAUAGCCAAAUAAAAGCAUUUUCGAAGAGAUGGACUAAAAUUGACAAAAUAUGGAACUUUGGAGGCUUGAGGGAAAGAAGAAAUAAAACUCAAAAAAUCUCGUACUAACGACGUGAGUAAUUGAAGGCUCACGACGUGAGUAGAGUGUUCUAGAAGAUAUGCAUCGGAUGAAGAAGAGUCCUUGUCGAAUACGUUAAUCUCGCAUUCACGUCGUGAGGCUUAUCUGCUCACGACGUGAGAUUGGAAAAAUCAAAAAGUAUAUAAACUCUUGUCCAUUACAACUUGGGAGAAUUUUGGCUACCUUGGAGGGUUCCUGGACACGAAUUGGAGAAGAAGAAAAGUUCUGGAAUUGGUUUUCAACACCAAGGAAGAAGAAGUUCAAUAUUUGAUUCAUAUUUUGGUACAUUUAAACAUGUUUUUGAUUAGGGAUUUUGUUUGCUUAGUUGCUAGUAUGUCCAGC
This is a messenger RNA of Lactuca virosa, 795 nucleotides long. NCBI's taxonomy places the organism in Eukaryota, Viridiplantae, Streptophyta, Magnoliopsida, Asterales, Asteraceae. The record is from the annotation of a GenBank genome assembly.